This is a messenger RNA of Penicilliopsis zonata CBS 506.65, 1922 nucleotides long. RefSeq lists its product as hypothetical. Lineage: Eukaryota; Fungi; Ascomycota; Eurotiomycetes; Eurotiales; Aspergillaceae. Bases 195 to 1880 code for a protein of 561 amino acids. The record is from RefSeq and is a predicted model, not a curated record. The transcript is spliced from 3 exons.
UGAAGGCCGCCAGGAGUGGAUUGUCCUCUCUUAUUUAGUCUCACGGUGCAAAAAUAAGGUCUCUUGCUGACCGAGAUUUCCACUUACUGAUUUCUUUGUCCCGAGAGCAACGAGCCCCCGAAAAUAUAUAAGGGACUACCAACAAGUCGCUUGCACCCCUCGACUUUCAGAUAUUGUGGAGAGGCUGUGUCGAAAUGCUAUAUACAGUUGAACUGGGCGUCAGCAACUUUCAAUUUACUGAUUCUGAGAUUGAUAUCUCUCUCAAGACCACAACAAAACUUCUUUUCUCCUCGAACUACUCGGACAUAACAGGCAGCAAUAAAGCCUUCUCAGAUUUAGUCGAUUCGGGAGCGAUAUUUGUGACUCCUGCUAGCGAAACUCAGCUAUAUAUUCAUAUAAAAGUACAGUCUUGUACGGUUAUUUUGACACCGUCUGUAUUAACACAAGUCGAGCGGGCAUUUCGUGACGCAAAGCUCUGGCUGAACACCGGCUUGUUGCCCGUACACAAAGAAUACAAACACCGGAGGGAAUCUGAGGGGCACAUUGCCAUGUCCAUGAAUAUAACCCUCAACAGAACCAUAAAUACACUUUUUCCUGCGAGCCUGCUCCGGAUUCCCCUCCGGGCGAUCGAUACUCAAGACGCACGACCACCCGAUGGGAUUCCAACAGCAUCGAUAAGUUCUAUAGAAAUUUCCUUGGAAACAGUGGUAUCAAACCCUGAGACAGUGAUGAAAGCCUGCUCCCCAGCAUUGAGAACAGAUUCGAACGAUGUUUCCACUUCAGUAUCAAAGUCAGAAAUUGCGAAGAUUCCUAAAAAUCUUAGCAAAUCAAGGAGUGCUUUCUCACAGAACACCUGGCAAACAAUGGGCUCGGAGCUACUUGAAGAACACGCUGGACAAGAAGACUACACUGAGACUACGGACUGCCAGCUGUUACCAAGGAAAGACUUAGAAAUCGGCCAGCAUAUAUGCAGACUGAUAGACACUGCAUUUCGGAGUCUAAUGACUUCAAACUUCAAAGUCACUAGAGGAAUCAAGUGUACGACGGAUACUACUCGCAAACUGCCACAAAUUGCUCCAGCCAUGUUUCGGUGUGGCUAUUCUGAUGCUAUCAACCACCGGAAUAUAUUCAUACCUCAGAUAGCAAGAGCGGCAACUUCUAUCCUCAAAAAAUCAAAGAACGUGGUGCUACAAAAGAAGCUAUCACUGCUGGAGGAGUCAUAUUGGUCUCAAUGCCGCAACAUCGGCUUAACACCACCAGUCACAGACACACGGGCAAUGGUCAAGACAUUUUUGUGGCGAGUGGCCCAGAGGGGCCUCCAAAAUUUGAAACCAUCCAGAGGUUUGAACCCUCUGGAAUUUGAGCCUUCUCUGCCAGAGACAAUAAUAGAUGGCGUGUCUCGUUUAGAUUCUAUCCUGGAAGAAACAAACUAUGGAUUCGCCUUCGACGAGUAUUUAGACGAGGAGAUGGAUUUUGAUAUUGACGAAAUCGACGAUCUGGACGAAGAGAUGUUUUUCAGUUCUGACGGAGAGGCAUAUGCCUUGUCUGUUGCCACGUUGGACGACCCUGCGGAGGAACACAACGGCUUAGAAUACGACCCCGUGAUUGACGAUAAUGCAGACUCGCAUUCCCUCAGAAGCUGCCUACGCUCCGAAUCGCCCAUUUUAAAGAGUGAUAAUUUCCUAGAGGGGGGGUCAAGGCUGGUCUCUGGUCCAUGCUCCUCGUCCAGUAUCCUUUGCAGUGACGUGGAGAUGCUCACAUCCGACCCGAUCAACAUGUUUUCUUCAAGUCCGAUGCUGUGUGCCUUGGAUUCUAUGUCUAUUCAAGGGGGAGAUUCUUGUACUGACAUGGAGGAGAUGAUAUAUGGUGACUGCCUAUAAGGUGUAAUAUGAUCUAAUAAAAUAGACUGAGCUUCUGAUUCC